AUGUUCGCCUCGAACACUUCUCCUCGAGCCCGAACUCGUCAAUACUCUUCAUCCUCCUCCACUGCAUCCAUGUCACAGCGCGACUCCAUGGACCUCGACAACUCCGGUGCGUUGGACAUUCAACGUGCUCUCGACAUUGCUCGCAACACGGAGGGUGACCUCGAUCACUAUGUUGCAAAGUACCUCGAGGAGCAGCUCGCAGAGGUCUGGCACCGUCUCGAGUCUCGUCCAAACAGCUAUGUUCUUUCCAAGGACGAGUUUGCUAUCUUCAACUACUUCGUUGGUCGCUAUCACGACUCGACUGUCGCUGAGAAGGCCAUCGCUCGCUUCUGGUCCAGCUAUCAAGACAACGCCUCCUCGUAG
This is a messenger RNA of Aureobasidium subglaciale EXF-2481, 363 nucleotides long. RefSeq lists its product as uncharacterized. The transcript has a single exon. Bases 1 to 363 code for a protein of 120 amino acids. The record is from RefSeq and is a predicted model, not a curated record. NCBI's taxonomy places the organism in Eukaryota, Fungi, Ascomycota, Dothideomycetes, Dothideales, Saccotheciaceae.